UACAACGGGCUGGGCACGUGCCUGCAGGGCCCGGCGGGGGUGCCCGGGCGCGACGGCAGCCCUGGGGCCAACGGAGUCCCGGGCACCCCUGGCAUCCCCGGCCGGGAUGGAUUCAAAGGAGAGAAGGGGGAGUGCUUGCGGGAGAGCUUCGAGGAGUCGUGGACCCCGAACUACAAGCAGUGUUCAUGGAGCUCGCUGAACUAUGGCAUAGACCUCGGGAAAAUUGCAGAGUGCACCUUCACCAAGAUGCGUUCCCACAGUGCUCUGCGGGUCCUGUUCAGCGGCUCGCUGAGGCUCAAGUGCAGGAGUGCGUGCUGCCAGCGCUGGUACUUCACGUUCAACGGGGCCGAAUGCGCAGGCCCACUCCCCAUUGAAGCCAUCAUUUACCUGGAUCAGGGAAGCCCUGAACUGAAUUCCACAAUUAAUAUCCAUCGCACUUCCUCUGUGGAAGGCCUCUGUGAGGGGAUCGGCGCCGGCCUCGUGGAUGUCGCCAUCUGGGUUGGGACCUGCUCCGAUUACCCCAAAGGAGACGCUUCUACAGGGUGGAACUCAGUGUCCCGCAUCAUUAUCGAAGAACUACCCAAAUAAAUCCUUUCGCUUUUCACUCCCUACCUCCUUUUUUAAUUAUGGUUCCUCUAGCAUUUAAAAAGUAUUUUACAUAUACGUCUAAAUGAAAAACAAGGCUAGCCAUGUUUACAGACCAAAGUGUGAUCUCACACUGCUUUUACUUCUACUACCCAUUUUAUUUCAGUCAAAACUGGCGUCAGGGUUUUAGUCGAUUAGAAGAGCUUUUUCAUGUUCUCAUUCCCUGAACACCUCCAGUUUGGGAUUUUGUGUGGUGCUUAGUUUUUCCUGUUUACUUAAUGUAGCAGUUUUAAAAAUAUAAAAGUUACCGGUCUUUGUACAAGUUGUGAAUGUUUACAGUUGUUUUACACCUGUUAAAUAAAACAUAUUUCAAACACCUUUAA
Chinchilla lanigera (long-tailed chinchilla) is the source of this 968-nucleotide messenger RNA. It is a transcript of the gene Cthrc1, whose product is annotated as collagen triple helix repeat containing 1. NCBI's taxonomy places the organism in Eukaryota, Metazoa, Chordata, Mammalia, Rodentia, Chinchillidae. The record is from RefSeq and is a predicted model, not a curated record.